Messenger RNA from Ceraceosorus guamensis, 1716 nucleotides. RefSeq lists its product as hypothetical. The coding region runs from base 1 to 1716 and encodes 571 amino acids. Gene Ontology annotation, cellular component: cytosol. The record is from RefSeq and is a predicted model, not a curated record. NCBI's taxonomy places the organism in Eukaryota, Fungi, Basidiomycota, Exobasidiomycetes, Ceraceosorales, Ceraceosoraceae. The transcript has 5 exons. Gene Ontology annotation, molecular function: zinc ion binding; mannose-6-phosphate isomerase activity. Gene Ontology annotation, biological process: carbohydrate metabolic process; GDP-mannose biosynthetic process.
AUGGCCAAUGGGCGACUCGCAGCGCUCAACCAUCAAAUUGGCGCAUCUGGGAGCACGGCUCAGCAUCAGGACUCAGGAAUUGGACCAUCGAUCGAGUCGACUCAUUCCGCUCCUUCCAGCACUGCCAGCAGAACCGAGAGCGUAGGCAGCAGUCGACCAAGCAGCAGCCGCAGUGCUAGCACGAGCAGCGAUAUGCCCUCUGUCUCCUCUGAGCACGAAGAUCGCUUCGGGCCUUAUGGACCAUUCGGCCCAACUUUUGCCUUGAUACCUCAGGCACAGAAUUAUGAGUGGGGUGUCAUCGCUAGCGAUGGCAGCUUGGUCGCAAAGUAUGCCUCCGCUACUGUCGAGGCAGACGUGCACAUCAAGGACAGCAGACCUUACGCUGAGCUCUGGAUGGGCACGCACCCCUCACUGCCCUCGCUUGUGAUUCCACCCAAGCAGUCUGGAUCGAUCCCGCCUGCUGGCCGCUUCAUCUCGCUCUCUUCGUAUCUGUCGCAACACACAGCAUUGCAGGGAAAGGUCGUUGCCCGGCGCUUUAGGAGACCUGAUGGAGAGCUGCCAUACCUGUUCAAGAUUCUGAGCGUCGCAAAGGCAUUGAGCAUACAAGCUCACCCAGACAAAAGCCUUGCUGAGAGGCUGCAUCGCGAGAAGCCCAAGAGCUACAAAGAUGACAAUCACAAGCCAGAAAUGGCCAUCGCCCUGACCUCUUUUAGGGGCUUCUGCGGCUUUCGCCCGCUGAAAGAGAUGGCAACGUACCUGGAUGCGGUGCCAGAGUUUCAGCGGGUUGUGAAUGCUCCUUCGGCGUUUGCUGCUGAGCUGGCAUACAAGGCCAGCGACUCCGCAGGAACGAGCGAGGACGAAGCUCGCGACUGGGUUCGAGGAAUCUUCUCUAGGCUCAUGAAUGCACAGGCAACUACAUACAAGAGCGCCGUCAUGGAUCUGGCAGCAAGAUAUAGAGCGGCUCUCCAAGACGGGGUCGAGCUGGAGGUCGACAAAGAUCUGGCGGGCCUGCUGGUGACCCUCAACGAACAGUAUCCUGGCGAUGUCGGAGUACUUUGCGCCUUCGUGCUGAAUGUGGUGGAUCUGCAGCCUGGCCAGGCGCUGUUUUUAGGGGCCAACGAGCCACACGCCUACAUCAAGGGCGACAUCGUAGAGUGCAUGGCUAGCUCAGAUAAUGUUGUACGCGCAGGUCUGACGCCCAAGGAACGAGAUACUGAAACAUUGGUCAGCAUGUUGACGUACAACAGCGGCUCAGCAGAGAGACAGCUCAUGUCGCCUUCGCCAUAUCCACCUGCCGAAGGUAGUCUGAGCGCAUCUGCGUAUGAGGAGGUCAAGGCUGACUCGCACGGCUUGCCGGACGUGCCUAGCUUACUGUACGAUCCGCCAAUUGAAGAAUUCUGCGUCAUACGGACUACACUGAGAUCUGCAUCAGGUCCACAGACCUGGAAGGAAGAGACUCAAAAGCCACUCGAUGGACCAUCCGUCCUCAUCGUCACUUCAGGCCAAGGAAGCUUCGUUUCUAUUCCGCAGCCCGUGUCUCACUCGAAUGGACACGCCUCGCACAACGAGAGACCUUCAGACACGAUGCAGCCCGAUUCGAGAAGGCAAUUCGAGUUGGAAAGAGCAGGACAGCUUCGCCCCGAAAAGGCCCAAAUCCCUCCCGGCCACGGCAUCGAUCGACCUGCGAAGCUGUUGUGGGACCCAGACGACUCGUGA